UAGGUAGAGAUGCGAGCGAGUAUUUCUUUAUAUGAGUCUGGUAAGCUGUACAAUGAAUAUUUUCAAUUCGAUGUAAGUCCUGUCUACUCGCAAUCGCUCAUAUAUUCCACUUACCGACUUCUGCGGACCUGUCGCGACUUGGAAAACCUUAUGGGAGAAAAAAAAUGAAGCGUUUAAGGACAUCCUGGAGUAUGCGGCGGGAACAAGAGCGAUUUUCCUCGAAUAAGCGACAUUGGAUCGAAGAGAGGGGCAUGCCAACGCCUCCUUGUUUGGUUCUAGCCCGACGCUCUCCCUCCGUAAUGUCUCUAAAUAUCACUGGUUCCGGAGAACAUCGAAUUUGCUCAUUACCGACUAAAGCUACAGGAGAGGCGCCCAUUACUACUACUGCGGGGCCACAUUCUAGGACUAAGUACAGCAUUAAUGUUCAUCGGAGCUAUGUCCGUCCAAACGCCACUCGAUCAUCGACUCAUCCACGAUCAUGUUCGGAGAUGGUUAGUAAGUCCUAAACUUUUUCCCCACUCUCUCCCCCCGUUGAGGAGUCGUGAAUUGGAGAACUCCGCU
Messenger RNA from Guyanagaster necrorhizus, 561 nucleotides. RefSeq lists its product as uncharacterized. The coding region runs from base 165 to 506 and encodes 113 amino acids. The transcript is spliced from 3 exons. Lineage: Eukaryota; Fungi; Basidiomycota; Agaricomycetes; Agaricales; Physalacriaceae. The record is from RefSeq and is a predicted model, not a curated record.